This is a messenger RNA of Rangifer tarandus platyrhynchus (Svalbard reindeer), 396 nucleotides long. Lineage: Eukaryota; Metazoa; Chordata; Mammalia; Artiodactyla; Cervidae. The record is from the annotation of a GenBank genome assembly.
AUGCCCAGACAAAUGGAAAACCUGCACCCUGUGCACAGAUCCCCAAGCAGCUAUUUCACACCUUUAGACAAACCCAUCCUUAAAGCAGCUCAGAGACAUCACAACUUGGGACCAGAAUCAAGAACUCAAGAGGUCUCACAAUCUCAGGUGCACAUGCUUACAAAGAGAUCUCACACCCAGGGACUGAAGGGCCAGAAAGCUCCAAAAAUGCACAGCCCCGAAUACAGGUACACACAUCCUAGGGGCUUUGUAGUAUGGCUCACAAAAUCCACUCAGAUCAAAUAUCCCAUCACUCACGACUCCGCACAAAGGCUCAAGGAGAUCAAAUGUUCCCAAACAGCACCUGUGUUGUCACACGCAGCGAUACACAAGCCCACGCUCCCUGACACAGGUUAG